Molecule: messenger RNA, 2298 nt
Organism: Drosophila bipectinata
Lineage: Eukaryota; Metazoa; Arthropoda; Insecta; Diptera; Drosophilidae
Gene: nod
Product: no distributive disjunction
Biological process (GO): microtubule-based movement
Cellular component (GO): microtubule; kinesin complex
Molecular function (GO): microtubule binding; ATP binding; ATP hydrolysis activity
Source: RefSeq, a predicted model, not a curated record
GGUAUUUUCGGUAUUUCCACAAACGGUCACACCAAUGCGAUCAAUUCAAAAGACCAAACUGAUGUGAUUUAAUAAAUGCUUCAAAGAAGAGUGAAAUUAUCCGAAAAAGGACAACAAAUAGAAAGUGAAAGUGGAGUGUAGAAAGCAAAAUGGAACCGAAGAAGCUAAGUGCCGUGCAUAUUGCUGUGCGAGAGGCCCCUUUCCGUCAGUUUCUGGGACGACGCGAGCCCAGCGUCGUUCAGUUCCCACCGUGGGGCGAUGGCAGGUCACUGGUGGUGGAUCAGAAUGAGUAUAACUUCGAUCAUGCCUUCCAGGCCAACUCCAGUCAGGAGCAGCUGUACGAUACGUUGAUCCUGCCGCUGGUGGAUAAGGUCCUUCAGGGCUAUCCAUGCACGGCCCUGGCCUAUGGACAAACUGGCACUGGCAAGAGCUACUCCAUGGGCAUGGCGCCGCCCAAAAAUAUCCUGCAACCCGAACAGAUUGGCAUUCUGCCCCGCUGCCUCAACGACAUCCUGGCGCGCCUCAGAAGCCAGCAGGAGAACCACACGGUGCCCAUCAAAGUCUCUGCCUCCUUCAUCGAAAUCUACAACGAGAAGGCCUACGAUCUGCUGAGCAGCUCCCCGCAUGUGCCCAUGGUGCCGUCGAGGUGCCAGAGCUGCACCAGCCUGAUCCUGACCAGCCAGGAUGAUCUGCAGCGUCUCCUCCAGCUGGGGACUGGCAAUCGCAAGGUCCGAGCCACGCCCAUGAAUGCCAAUAGCUCGCGUUCCCAUGCCAUUGUUACGAUUCAUGUGCGGAAUGGGUCGCAGCACUCGCGGAUGAAUAUUGUGGAUCUGGCGGGCUCGGAGGGCGUGCGGAGGACGGCCCACGAAGGUGUGGCCAGGCAGGAGGGCGUCAACAUCAAUCGCGGCCUGCUCAGCAUCACCAAGGUGAUCAUGUCCAUGGGAGCGGGGCAUUCUCUGAUACCCUAUCGGGAUAGUGUGUUAACCACGGUUCUGCAAGAAUCCCUGACGGCCAAGUCGUAUGUCACCUUUCUGGCGUGCAUCAGUCCGCAUGCCGCCGAUCUCAGCGAGACAGUGGCCACUCUGAGGUUCGCCACCAGUGCCAAGAAGUUGAGACUGAAUCCCCAGCAGUUGCAGCGCAAGCAAUCGGUGACCGCACAGACGCCGCACGCCUUCCGGCGACCGCUUAGCAGCUCGACGGCCAUCAAGAGGCCCCUGCAGCCCGCUGCCCAGACCAGCAUUUGCACCGCCGCCUCCCCCCUGAAGUCCAAAAACCAGACGAUGCUCCAAAGGACGCGCUCCGACAUGGGCCUGACCCCCAAGGCAAAAAAGAGAGCUCGCGAGGUUCUGAAAAUGGAGGACACCACCCUGUCGGUGACGUCCAUCAACGUCUCGGACUGCAGUCUCAGCUUGAUCGAGUACCAGGAGGAGCUCGAGAAGGACAAGCAGCUGAUGCCGCCGCCUAGUGCAGGGAUGCGAGGACUAGCUCCUUCUGGCCAAAAGAAGGUCAUCUAUGGGUCUGACAGUCGGCUGCACUCCACCGCCCUGGAAUCGGCGCUGGAGGAGCACCGCCCUGUAUUUGUGCCACCACCUGCCACCAGUCGUCGUUGCCAGCUCUUCACCUGCCCAUCCAGCUCCAUUGAGGAGGAGGCCGAGGAGGAGGAGGACACCCUGUCGGAGAUGCCGACGAUUUCCAAUCGCCAGAAGGCCCUCUCCGGCAUACAGCCACUUGAGCCGUCGCCCCCGAAGCCCAAUCCGCCUGUCCAACGAAUGCUCCGUCGUUCCACGCGACUGAUGAGCAUCCAGAGCAUCCACGAGAGCAACACGACCCAGAGACUCAACAAGACCGAGAACCUGCGGAGGAGUGUGCGGCUGGCGCAGCUCAAGGAAGAGCCAGCUAGGGACUCGAACAAAACGAAGGGUGUGGUGAAGGCGAUGGAUCUGAUACCCACUGUGACUGUCGGGACAGGGGAAGUAGCCAAAAAGAAGACCAAGAAGGAGAAAUCCAGCUGGCUGGAUAGUCAUCGGAAGGACUUUCUCAAUCUUCUCAACAAUGGCAGCGUCAAGGAGCUGAAGAAGCUGCCGGGGAUUGGGCCAAAAACAGCCGCCUCCCUGGCCACAUACAGAUAUGUGGUGGGCUCGUUUAAGGACCUCGGACAGGUGCAAGAGCUGCCCAUCUGGGCGGGAAACAAGUGGCACAACGUCUGCAUCGCCAACUGCUUGGAAUCCUAAAAUCCAAACACCAAUAAUUAAUUUAAAAAAAAAAUAACAAUAAUUUAAUGCUUCUCUUAAGUAUUUA